Thelazia callipaeda (thelaziosis nematode) is the source of this 396-nucleotide messenger RNA. Lineage: Eukaryota; Metazoa; Nematoda; Chromadorea; Rhabditida; Thelaziidae. The record is from the annotation of a GenBank genome assembly.
AUGUUUAUGCUAAUAUCAGUUGGCAUUAUAUUUGCUCCAAUUAUUUUAUUUGCUCAAAGAAGUCAAUUCGAAGUAGACUGUCCACGACUAUGCCGAUGUAACAAAACAACAAUAGAAUGCUAUGAUACUCGACUUGAAGGCAAUGAAAUGUUCCGCAAUAUCCGUCCAGAAGCUUAUCCAGAUUUAGAUACUAUUACUAUUACCGGUAAUAUUAUCGGAGAUCUUGCUGGUUGGAAUAUUUUUGGUGAUAAUGUCACCAAUCACUAUGUAUCUCUUCUUAAUUUAUCAGAUAAUGCUAUUAGUUCUAUUGAUUCAUACACGUUUCGUGGUUUACCUUCCGUGGAAUAUCUUUACUUGCAUAAUAAUGCUAUUGAGCGAAUUGGUGCUGAUCCAUUC